AUGAGCUCCAAUGAUUUGCUAUCGAAAUUUGAUGAUUUGGUCAAGCGUUUUAGAGAGGAAUUUGGCGAAAUUGUCGAAGCGGAGCGAGCUAAAAUGAAGGCGGAAAUAGAAGCGUAUAAUGCCGAGAAGCAAAGAAUGAAAGCAGCCGACGUUAGCGACGAUGAUAUCAUUCGUCUAAACAUUGGUGGACAAAAACUGACCACCGCAAGAUCUACUCUGUGUCAAGUAGAAGGUUCCUUACUCGCCACCAUGUUCAGUGGUAGGUGGGAAGAUAGUCUCAAGCGUGAUGAAGAUGGCGCAGUGUUCUUUGACUUCAACCCACUAUAUUUUGGUUUCAUUUUGGACUAUUUGCGCGCAAAAAAAAUCGCGACUCCAGAGAGCCCCGCACCAUUGCCAAAAGUCCCUGAUGAUCAAAUGAAACAUUUCACUAAUCUUCUCGAAUAUCUCGGCUUGGCUGAUGAAAUCGUCCCCACUGAGAUUGCGCCUGACGUGAAACAAAGCGAGAAAUUCAAUUUGUGCAGCCCUGAAAUUACUCUUCAGGAAGAGAAGAAAGUUGCAGUUCAUGAUUCAAAUGCAGGGCAUAGACAUGUUCUGGGUGAAAAUAUUUACCAACGUGGAAUUGUCCAUUUCAAGUUGAAGUUAGAGUCCUUUCAAAACAACCAUUGGGUCAUGGUAGGCAUAGUGAGAGCGGAUGUUGUACCACAGUUACAAAGUCGCAGUUCAUAUGGCUGGCCUGGUUCAAUUGGAUGGGCACUCGGGUACGGUGGUCAAGUGUAUAAAGACGGCUCAAGUUCAAUUAACGACUCAUUAAGAAAACUAUCCAAACAGGGUGACACGGUUGAGUUAGUCUUGGAUUGCGAUGCAGGCAAGCUGUCACUACAUUUACCCACUGGUCAUCAAUUUCACAUCGAAAUACCAAAGCCGCAAACCUGGAGGCUUCAUGUAAAUUUGCACGGUGCAAAUGAUAAAAUACGUAUUGUCGAAGUUACACAAACUUAA
Molecule: messenger RNA, 999 nt
Organism: Paramuricea clavata
Lineage: Eukaryota; Metazoa; Cnidaria; Anthozoa; Malacalcyonacea; Plexauridae
Source: the annotation of a GenBank genome assembly